This is a messenger RNA of Euleptes europaea (tarantolino), 4817 nucleotides long. RefSeq names its product coiled-coil domain containing 141 (gene CCDC141). Lineage: Eukaryota; Metazoa; Chordata; Lepidosauria; Squamata; Sphaerodactylidae. The transcript is spliced from 25 exons. The record is from RefSeq and is a predicted model, not a curated record. Bases 84 to 4817 code for a protein of 1577 amino acids.
CAGACUGAAGCCAAGCAACCCUGUAUGUUGCCUUCUGCAAUGACCGGCAGACAUACACAGCUGCAGAAAAGCAGCCUUUUCCCAUGAAGCCGGGUCCUACGACAACUAUGUCAAGCAAGAAUAGUUCCAACAGUCCACCUUCUACGACAACAGUUAGUUCCGUCUUUGUCCAGGCUGGGGAUUGCAGAAUAGUCAUAGCUAUACUUAAGUGUGGAAAAUGGGUAGAGCUCCAGUUGUCUGAGUCGGUACCAAAUUUGUUAGAAAUUGGCGGCAAUCAGGAAGAGACCAAAAAAUUAUUACAGGAUCAUGAACUCAUCUUGUCUAAGCUUAAGCCUCUGGAAGACCAAGUUCGGGACCUGUUACGCGAAGCAGACAAAACGGCGGAAGAAAACAAAGAUCAAGAAGAGGUGUACGAUGCCAUGGCGGAGACACUGGGAGAUGCUUGGGAUUCCCUUGUCAUUGUUCUAGAGAAGCGCAGGGAACUUUUGAAACUUACUGCCGAUUUUUUUGAAAAGGCUCUGGAGUUUGCUAUUAAAAUCGACCAAGUUGAAGAUUUCCUGCAGAAUUCCCAAGAGUUUGAGAAUCCCGAAUCUUUGACAGCACUUCUGAACCAGCAUGAACGUCAUACCAAAGAGCUGUUAGAGAAAUCACUGCUCCUCUUAAACAAGAGCCACGACCUUACCGAAUUCAUAGAGGAAUUCAAGGCUGAUGGGCCAAACGUAAACCCAGAAUUUAUUCAGGGGGCCCGCAGCAGCUGCCUGAAAAUUGAUAAUCUCCUUGAAGUUCUACAAGACAGGAGAAGGCAACUGGAUAAAUUCUUGAAGUUGCAGCGCCAAGGACUGGAGCAAGUUUGGCAAAUCUGUCAGUGGCACCAGAGGGAAAAUCAGGUAACUUUUUGCUACAAGAAGAAUGUAAAAGAUUAUUUACAUAAGGAAAACUUGGGGUCAAAUUUAAAAGAAAAUGAAGAGUUACUCCAGGAACACAAGGAGAUGGAAAUUCAGGUUAAGGAAUGGAAUUGCACCGUAGAGGACUUGAAGUCCGAUGCACUCAAGAUCCUGCUAUCAGAGGAAUAUGCAGAAAAAGAACAUCUCAAGCUUUCGAAUCAGAAAAUAAAUCUGCUGCAACAGGAGGUAAACCGUCACAUGGAGGAAAAGAAAACCUUGCUACAGGAAAGCAAUGACUUCUUCAGGGCAGCUAACAAGACUGAUAAUGUUCUUGGAAAUGUUGAGGCUUCCCUAAAACUUUUGAACUCUGAAAGUUUAAAUUUGCCUAUCUUGGCACAAAAGUAUGAGGAAUUGCAGAAAGAAAUUAAAGAUGGAUCAGAAGAUACCUUGCAGAAAGGACAUGCCUUGCUUAGUAAAGGCAAUGCCCACAGUUCUUGGUUUACUCGAAUUCAGGAAACGGUAGACUGCAUCCAGAAAAGAAUAGAUCACUUGAGCAGACAGUGCCCUGUUAACAAAGAACUUGCCUCAAAAAAGCAGCAGUUAACCACCAGCUUAGAAGAUUACCUUCAGAAGGCCUCUGUGAAGAUCAAAAACAUUAGUCCAAUACUCUCAGUUGGCGUGAAUCCUGGAUCAUCUGCACCUGAAUCAGAGAAAGUUAUGAACCAGUAUUUAGAACUGGCAAAUCAAACUAAGGAGAUGGCACAUGAGCUGGAAUUAGCUGUGAGAAUUGUUAAGGAGAUGGAAGAAUUUGAAACUACCGAAGCGGAAGCUUUUUCUAGCAAAACAAAGCUUCUGAAUGAAGAACUGGCAACUCUUAACAAAAAUAUUAAUUUGAAACUGGAAAUCCUGAAGCCUUAUGUGACAUUUUUAAAGUCAUCAAAUGAGAUUGGUGGCGAUGCUCUGAAGCUGAAAGAAUUCUAUACAUCCGAGCCUGUGCAAGAAGACAUUGAGGCUAAAAAUGAGACAUUGAUGCAGUCAGCUGAAAUGCAAUGGCAGAUGGUUUUAAAGAAGAUUCUUUCCACUGAAGAUAUAGGACACGACUUUUUAAAUUUAGUAAACAUGGUAAAUGAGAAUCUAAUACUAAAUGUGGAAAAUGUUGUACAAGUAACAGAACAAGCUAUUGCUGUUCUGAACAAAGAAAAGGACGAGUUGACAUGCCUUUGGACAUCAUGGAAACUUAACACGAGUCAAGUGAAAUCCAUCAAAGAACAGUGUGGGAAAUUUAAUGAGCAAUUUAAAACCACCACACAAAGCUUAAAUGCUCUCCAAGAGUCACUCCGGUCCACUGCGGCACUUGAUCUUGGAAGCAACCUUUCUGUGCUCAUAGAGCUGCAAAAUAAAUUUAACCAAAUGAAACCACAGUUUCAGCAACUUAACGCUGAAGUGGAGUAUACAUUAAAGUUAUCAGAACAGCUGAGUUCGAAAGGAGUCCCUGACAUGGAAAAGUCUGAGAAAGUAAGUGAGCUCAUUCAUCUCCAUAAGGAGAUAAAGGAAAGGAUUGAAACAUACGAUGAAAUUUUCAACAUGACAGUGAAGUUCCAUUAUGCGAAAGAGCAACUUGAAAGUCUCAUAAAAUCUGGAGGAUUGGAGGUCCUAGAAAUUAAAGAGGUGCCCAGUGACACGUCCCAUGUCAAGACCCAUCUGAACAAUGCUCAGGAGAAACAUGCACAAAUCAGGCAGCUGUACAAACUGGCACUCACGCUUGGAAUGGAUAUAAUUUCGACAGUGCAACAUCCGAAUCCCUUUAACGUUUCUGUAAAGAAUCUGCAGCAGCAGCUGGAGGCACUUGAGUCUGGCAGUGUUAACUGGGGUUUAAAAGCGGAUAAGUACGAGGAAGAGCUAUCAAACGUUCUCCAUUUCUGCACCACGAGAGACGAGAUUCAUGAGCUCAGGGAAUCGUUUAAAGAUCUCAAAAAGAAAUUCAACAACAUGAAAUUCAACUAUAGCAAGAAAACAGAGAAAGCUCGAAAUCUGAAGGCUCUGAGAAUUCAGAUUCAGCAAGUUGAUGUGUAUUCCGAAAAAAUGGAGGUUCUGAGGAAGAAAGUGGGGAAUCUAAAGAGGAAAACCAUAGAGUGUUCAACAACUCAGCCUUCAGACAGAGCCACCGUUCUCUCUGAGUCAAUCCAUGAAUUAGAGAAGCAGAUCUGGGAAUUUGGCAAGAUCAUGGAAGAUUACAAACAAAAUUUAGAUCUGAUGGAGCACCUGCAGCAGAUGAUGGAAGAGUGUCAGUUUUGGUCUGAAGAUGCAAGUGCGACUGUAGUUAGAGUUGAAAAAUAUUCCGUAGAGUGUAAGACGCGAGAAGCAGUAGAAACUCUCUCCAGGCAAUUCAGCAAGUUCAUUGAACCUACAGUCCCUCAACAAGAAGAAAGAAUUCAGCAGAUUACCAGCCUUGCUAAAGACUUAUUCGGUUUUGAAGAUGGAACGAAGUACAUUGAAAAAAUAAUAACAAAACACAAAGAAGUCCUCCAUUCUAUCAGUGAACUGUGUAGUUCCUUAAAAGACCUUCAAAACCGGCUUGGGGAAGACCAACAAAAGCAGAAAUCUCCAAAUUAUGAUGAAGAACAAAAAACAGAACGAGAGAGGCAGAAACAGAAGAUAGAUAAGGAUAGUAUAAAAGAAAAGGAAAAUGAACCAAAAGAACAGAUGGACUUGCUAGCUGAAAGCUCCAUUAUAACGAAGACAGAAAAUUCUAACACAGCUGUCUCUACCAGUACUAUAAAGGAAGAGAAGAUACUGGCUGAUACUUCGGUGAGCUUUCCUGCUGGCGAGGAUCCUGUUUCACGGGAUGCCGACCUGCUGUCUCUUUCCAAAGAAGAUAGCUUUCAGGCAGAGCUGCUGGCAGAAGAUGGACCCUCUGGAGACGAAUACGAGUGUAUAUCCCCUGACGAUAUCUCUUUGCCACCACUUUCUGAGACGCCAGAAUCCAACCUUCUCCAUUCUGAAACAGAGCUGGAAGAGCUACCUCCCUGCUCCAGCUCUCCUGCUCUGCAUGUCAGCUCCUAUAGCGUGCAAAUGCCGAUAAAUGCUGGCAGUAAAAGAAUGAGAGAUGAAUCCGAUCCCUUAACCUUUUCCGCUUACGCUGACACGCCUGGUCACAGAAAGGAACAUGCCUCCAAUCAGCCAGGAAGGUUCUCUUCCUCUACCCUAAGCCAUCACCCGAAGUGCAAAACGGAAUCCCCUUUCACUCCCGGUUCACCCGAGAUGCCUGACGCCAGCACUGUUCCCUGCACGCCUAAGACAGGGCCUGCCUACUGCAUGCGGAGUGAAGUGUGCGAGACGAGUUGGCAAAGCCACGAGGUCCGCAGAAGCAUGCCUGGAGCGCAGGGACAAUUGCAUGACAUAAAUAACUGUACUAAAACCCAGGAUAGGCUGCAUGCUUCACCGGGUGCAUUCUCAGGUCUCCUGUUUCAAUCAGAUGCCACCCGAAGCUGUCAGAGGCAGAUGGUCACCAGAGAAGAGAUUAAAAGUGUAUCUGAAAAGAACAGCAUGGUCAGCCUCUCUGGACAGGCGCCUAACUUCUCCAAGCUUCUGUCUAAUGUAACUGUCAUGGAAGGCUCUCCGGUGACUUUGGAAGUAGAAGUAACAGGAUUCCCAGAGCCUGCAGUGACCUGGUACCAGAAAGGCCAGAAAGUGAGCGGAGAUGAGCGCUUAAAGCUCUCACACAAGGCUUCAGAGUACGCUUUGUUCAUUCAGAAGGUGUGUGCCACAGAUGCGGGCCUCUAUGUGGUUCGGGCUAACAAUUCUAAUGGCACGGUCUCCUCCAGUGCCAUCCUCCGUGUGAAAGGUAACGGGCCGCCUAUACAAAGAAUAGACUGGAUAAUAUUGUGUGCCCUGUACUUGACUGUAUCACUUGCCUACCGGCUGUUUGCUUAG